AUGGUGUCAGAAGGCUCUAUAACAAUAACCAUCGCCAUUAUUAUGGUAGUAACUGGCGCUACUAAUACACUGAUUGCUAAGUGAGUAAAAUACGCUGUUUAAAAGUAGUACAGUAAAGUUUGGCAAAAUAUUGAAGUUUUGAAAGUUUUGUCGUGAAUUUAUCCGCGUUUUCACAGUCAAAAACGACAAAACUUUUUUACACGUUAAUAACAAAGCUACAACUCAAAAUAAAGAUUUACAGUAAGAUUACCAUGUUUUCACUAACAGUUUUAAUAAAAUUACAGUGCUAAAAGACCAAUCUUUUCAGGUGGACAGACCGUUUAGAGUCAGCGGGCUCAAGAUUCGAGCAUCCCUUCUUCCAAGCCAAUUGUAUGUUUGUCGGUGAAUUCUUUUGUUUAGUCAUUUUUAUUUUAUGGUACUUGUAUCGAGGUGAAAAUGGAGCCAGACUACAAAAGUUUAAUCUAUUUUUGUUUGCAUUACCUACAAUUUGUGAUAUAUCUGGCACUUGUCUUCAGUAUACUGGAUUGAACUUGACUACUGCUAGCAGUUAUCAAAUGCUUGGGGGUGAGUUGUUUUUACUUUUUAAUAUUUGUUUUUAGCAUAGAAAUAACUUUUUUGAAACAAUCAUAUCAUUAUAAAUAGAAAAUAUUACUAAAAGUUUAUGAAAAAUUUAUUUUAUGCUUUGUUUUUACUUUCUUUCGUCAAUUCUUAAGUAAAAAAUUUAAAAUAUGACAAAACUAAUUAAAAAUUUUAGUAAAAAAGCUAAGAAAAAUAUUUUUCAAUAUGUCUACUUUACUUUUCAUUAAGUUUUAAAAAAGAAAUUCUUUUUAACUACGCAAAAAAAACAAUUGCAUUGGCCGGGAAUCGAACCCGGGUCGCCCGCGUGGCAGGCGAGCAUUCUACCACUGAACCACCAAUGCACAUUUUGAAAGGAGAAAAUUAGAGAUGAAAAGAAUGACAGAGGUGUUAAAUAGACUUAAAAAUAGCUUAAAAUUUACAUAAGUAUUUAAAAUAAAAUUUUUAAUAAUUUUCGAAAAAAAUACGAUUCUAGGUAAGUCUGACUCUAUCAUAAAGUAAAAUUAAGGCAAAAAGUUAAAAUUAAUUUCAUUGAACCAAAAAUUUUUUGUAAAAUACGUUAAAUAAAGCUGAAGUUAAAACUUACAAAUUUAUAAAUAACAAUUUCCAGGCUCCGUGGUUCUUUUUGCUGGCCUGCUCUCAGUAAUUUACCUAAAAAUGCACUUUGCCGGUUACAAAUGGCUUGGCAUGAUAUUAGUGACAGCCGGUUUAGCAGUGAUCGGUCUCUGUGAUAUGUACUUUAACGGGAAUACGGAAACUGGCAGUGACGUUAUUGUGGGUGAUAUUCUAAUAAUUAUUGCUCAAGUACUGCACGCAGUACAAGCAGUACUAGAACAGCAGAUACUGCACAAGUACGAUGUGCCACCGUUGUUGGCAGUGGGUUUGGAAGGAACUUUUGGAUUCUUGAUUUUGUCGGCUAUGAUGGUACCAAUGUACUUUAUUACUGUACCAAAGACCUUUUCACAUAAUCCACAUCAAAGGCUGGAGGACAUGUUUUUCGCUUUGAAACAGAUUUCUGAAGAACCUUUGAUUGCCGUUGGGUUGAUGGGAUUGAUUGUGAGGUAAGAACUAAAAAGUUGAAAAAGUCUUGUAGUUUUUUAAGAUGGAUUUUCACGUCUAAAAAAACUUUUCAAAAAUUCAUGUUUUAGUAUUGGCUUCUUUAACUUCGCUUCGAUAUCAACUACCAAAAGAAUGAACGCUACUACCAGAAUCAUCCUAGAAUCGAGUAGAACACUGAUUAUCUGGAUGGCUUCUAUUCCAAUGUUUGGAGACAAAUUCAUUCCUUUGCAGGUAAAAUUUGUAUGAGGGAGAUAGAGGGGAGAAGGAACCGGGGAUUUUAAUAUAAAAACAAAAGCAAGAAAAAUCUAACCAUCACUUAACCGAGAAAAUACUUUACCGUAGAAAUGCUUCACCGGAAGAAUACUUCACCGGAGAAAUGCUUCACCAGAGAAAUAGUUCACCUCACCAGAAAAAUACUUCACCGGAGAAAUACUUCACUGGGAAAAAUGCUUCACCGGAAAAAUAGUUCACCGGAGAAAUAGUUCACCUCACCGGAGAAAUACUUCACCGGAAACAUAGUUCACCGGAAAACCAGUUCUCCGGAGAAAAAGUUCACUGGGACAAAUACUUCACCAGAGAAAUAGUUCACCGGAGAAAUAGUUCACCGGAGAAAUACUUCUCCGGAGAAAAAGUUCACUGGGGCAAAUACUUUACCGGAGAAAUAGUUCACCGGAGAAAUAGUUCACCGAAAAAAUAGUUCACCGGAAAAAUAGUUCACCGAAAAAAUAGUUCAUCGAAAAAAUAGUUCACCGAAAAAAUACUUCACUGGGACAAAUACUUCACCAGAGAAAUACUUCACCAGAGAAGUAGUUCAAAACAGGGGGUAAAUUUCUAGUGCACAUCUUGCUUCACGGUCUCAGAAAUCGUGUUUUAAAGACGUUCAAAAUGCCCGUGUAAAGUGUCUUUUCCGACUAAAUCGGUUAUGCUGAGUUCAGCAAAAACUAUAGUUUUUAUGUUUUGGUUAUUACUUACAAGGAAAGUCCGACCUGCCUCGCUCUGAUUGACUUCAAAAUUUUUAUAUAGAAAGAUCAUAUAAAUAUAAGAUGUUCAGCAAAGUACUAAAUCGCGCUUUCCAGGAAACCUCGAGAAAAUCGAGAUUAAAAAAUGACAUUUUGAAUUUCCCGCCAACUUGGCAUUGUGUUUCAAGCUUGUAACUUUGCCAUUUUUUGACUUUUAAUAGUUUUUCUUUGAUAUACUGGUAGAUAACCUUUAAAUGAACUUACAUUUUUAAAUUUGUAAGCGUAUCUUGUCUGGAAAGCCGAAAAAAGUGCUUGAAACACAAUGGCAAAUUUGCCAAAUUGGCGGGAAACCCAAAUAAUUUAAAUUUAAAACUCAAAAGCGCGAGCUAAAAUUUUUUAUGGGUACUAUUGGUAGUACAAAGAAUUCAUAUAAAAAUUUUGAUUCUGAGCGGGGCAGGUAGGGUACUUUCCUUGUUAGUGUAAUAAUUUUACAAUUUACUAGUGGAAAAACAUAAAUAGUUUUUUUUAAACUCAGAAAUUUUACCUUUCAACAUAUUCAAAUGUAAGAACUGCGCAUUCGUUUAUUUCCAUUGUCAUUCUUUGUGUUGCUUUUUGGAGCUGAUUAUCACGACGGAAGUCAAGCGGUCGUCUUUCAGGUAAUGCCUAUUUUGUAAAAUUGAAAUAAUUCGAAGAUUUUCAGUUAAAUCAUAUGUCUGAGGGUUUUUAUCAUACAGUUUAUUACUUGAUUAUCAAUUUUAGACAUACAUAAUAGAUAUCAAAUAGACCAAAAUGUAUAAGCCUAUAGAGUCACCGCUUGAUACCUUCCCCCUCAUACGACUGCCAGCUGAGCGCGGCAUCAGAUAGCCUACUUAGGUGCGCUUCCUUAAGUUAUCCUUUUUAAAUAAUAUUGUAAAUUGUGAAAUAUGCUAUCAAAAUGCGCAUAGAUCAAGGUAUCUAUACGACAAACGGCCACUCAAGGUGAAAGUCGCCGAAAUCAUCAGAGAUAUAAUACAAAUUUACGCAAACAAUGGAAUUUUUUUUUACCAUCACCGUCAGUUGAGAGCGAAGAUACCUUAUAACCCAGUUACGAUUAUCAGACCAUGUCCAAAGAAAUGAUAUUGUGGCCUCGCUUGAUGGAUGGAUAGAGUACCAAACUGAAGAACGACAGGAAAGUGUAAUUGGUUGUUUACGAAUUGUACAAAAUUAAGGUUAGACUUGUGCACCACGUAAUAUAUUCGAUCGUUGAAUUCGUACUGUAGGUUGGAGUGAUACGAUUGCCAUACCAGGCUUAGUAAUUACGGUUGGCCUAGCUCCCAUGAUUACACCCAAAGUCUUGUCAUUAACGAUGAUAACAAAGGCAAGUGGGCGCGUAGCAAACAAGAAUUUUUACGCCAGGGUUGUAAUUUGGAUAAAGCUUCGUCCAUUCACUUCCAAUGCGGACUCAUCAAAGCGGGACAUCUUGAAUUCUUAAAAUCUAAAGAUAUAGCACGUAAACUACGAUUACGUAUGUUCCCGUCAACGAAAUCGAUGCAUUACGACUUUAUUUGCCGUUAUUUCUUGACCUCCAAUGACUGCACUCUCAUUCACGAACAUUUUGAAGUUCACAUCUUCCAUUGCUACCUGAAAUAAUUUGCACCGCUGUGCCUAUGCGGAAGAAUUUUUUCCACCCUAUCGCCUGCCACGUAGUGAUUGAAUUUUACGUAUUCAAGAACAGCCUUCCCCCUUUACCUUUGCCUCUUUACAAGAAUAUAAUUACCUAUAGGAGUUAUGAAUGCUAGACUUUGAGUUGAGUUUCGAACACUUACGUUUCAUCGUCCGCAUGUACGGAUAUGAGAUUAUCCUCUGAUCUUGGCUUCUAUUAUUCUGAUCCUACGCUUGUCUUCUAUUAUUCUGAUCCUACGCUUGUCUUCUAUUAUUCUGAUCCUACGCUCUGCGCUUCUACAUCUCUUGGAGCUUCUCCAUCGGCUAUUAGUUCUACUCCGACUUCUUCUACCAAAGGUUCCAACUUUGGUAGAAGAAGCCUUUCUCCGCCGUCGGCUCGAUCUGAACUUCCAUGUGUUCUGGUGGCUGACCUGGCUGUUUUUCUCUAUUUUGAUUAUUGACCUCCAUUGUCUCCACUGGCGGUGUGUUUUCAUCCUGAAAAGUUGCCAAAUUGACAGAUUCAACGCUGUUGUUAUUGUUGGCUUCAACGGUGUUCAAUUCGUGUUUCUGGGCCGAACCAUUGACUUUGAAUGUGGUUGGCGAAAUUUACCACCUGCUCAAAGUACGCACAGUGGCACGGAUUCCGGGUCUUAGAUUUUCCCAAACUGCAAGCGCAGUUGUACGCGGCAGAUGUGGCAAACCUCUUACUUUUUAAUAUAGUAGUAAAUUGUAAGUCUAGUACCAUUUUUGGAAUUCUGGCGUAUCUCUUAAUGCACUGCUGCCACAUUUCUUUUUUAAAUUCCAUUUUACGUUGUUAUAAUAAUGAAAGUAACACAACUCGUUGUUACAAUAACGAAAGUAACACAACUCGUGCGCACUUUCAGGGAACACUGUCUUUACUGAAUUUAUUACGGCUUCACAAUCAGUAACAAUGUAUUGUGGAGUUUUGGAGACGUGGGAAUUUGCCUACGUCUAUGCGUAUGUUGUGCUGAUUUUGUUACUCAUCAAAAUCACAACUCAAAACAUAAUGCAUCGGUUUAAGUUAACUAGAGUAAAGAAAAUUUUAUUUAAAAUUAACAUACCUAAUGUUAUAAACCGUUGGUUUUUGUUUUCUUCUCUAAAACAGCUCCGUAUACUGUAUGCUUGCAUAAACUGUUUGGGUACCAAUUCAAACGUUCCAUUCAUUAUUCAGGCUGUACUAUUUGCAAAAGCUGCGGGUCCGUAGAUAUUGGCCAUACAAAUAACGUAAUAUAUUGGCCAUGCCAAUAACGUAGGAUAUAUGUAUUAGGUGCUGUUCGUAAAGUUAAAACCUACGUCUUAGACUCGGAAUUCUUCUGGUAAGUCGCCUCGGUUUUUAAUUUCUCCACGGUACAUUGAAGCUACGUUUGAUGGUGUAUGUAUGCAUUCCCAUAAAACACUUAACUGUAUGUAAAUGAAUUUCGGCCAUGUAGAGUUAUCUACGUUACAUCGAGAAAUAUUGAUUACAAUUUAUGUGUCAAUAAUACAAGCAACCAAUCGCUUUUUAUUACGACAUUGCGUAUAGAAUGAUAUAGAGCCACCGCUUCAUUAAACACGGCCAUUUUUAUCACUAAUUUCCUUGUGCUAUGUAUGUCUUUCUAAGCGCAUGCAUAAGCCUUUAUAAACACGUGCAGGGCCAAGCAAGAGCUUUUGGUCUGGGAGCGCGGUUUGAAGAAAUCCACAGGGGGGACCAAGUUCAACUUUUUUCGAAAGUUUUUUCUGGGGGGGGUUUCAAAAGAUAAAAUAAAAAAAUAUGAAUAAUAUUCUUACCUUAGCACAUAGAAACAAACUCCUUCAAUAAUAAUACGUACCAUAUGCAAAAAGAAAUAAAUGUUCAAAGUGAAAAAACUGGUAUAGUAGCUGGCACUGUAGGCUCGCAUAGCAGACUUCAGGUCUUUAGAAUAACUUGAGAAAACAUUCUUUACACCAAAUGAAAUGAAUAAGUUUAACGAAUAAGCUAUUCUAAAAAUUUAAUGCAUGUUUAUUUUAGAGACGCAGACGCAGUUGCGCCAGAGCGUCCUAAUCAGUUACUUGGGACGCUUUAAAGCGCUCCUUUAUAAAAUAUAUUAAGCGCUAAAAUAAAAUUAUGCCCAACUUAGUCGGUAAUGACACUUCAUAUGUUUAAUUAGGGCAAUAUACAUACUUCAGUAGUAUUAUACUGUAAGAGGUUUACAAUUUUACUCUUAAGCAGUACACAAAAAUUAAUAUUAUUUUUAUGACUAAAAAACUACAUUUUCUCUACAUUCCCCACACUGGAUUCAAUUGGAAAAGGCACUAUACACAUUUAUUUUUAACAGAUUUUGCCUAAAUAUUAAAGUAAUAUGCCAAAUUACCACGGUAAACAGUAAAAGAAAUUUAAAAGUAACAUUUUUCUGAACUCAGCGCUCUCAAUUAAAACGGAAAAAACACUUUGCACGUUCAUUUUGAAUAAUUUAAAAAUUAUACUAUUAUAUAGAAUCACCCCUGGCAAAAUUUUUUUACCUCUGCCCAUUUUUUUUUUGCAAAAAACCAUUUUUAUAGCCUAUUUUUAAGAUCUCCACCUCCUCCCUCACCAUAAAACCUUUUUCAUCACCCAUAGAUUGAAAAACGUAUUAUUCAUAUUCGUUUUCAGGUACUAGGCUUCAUACUAUUGGUACUAGGCGUGUUCAUCUACAAUGACGUACUAGUUGGACCAAAAGUAAGACAACGUAUUUUGCCUUACUUUGAUGGAAGCCCAAUGGCAUUGUGUUGUGCCAACUUCUGGAGACCUGGAGAGGAAACAGCUGAAGAAGAAGACUUACUUUUCAAUGGAGAAAUGUAG
Bursaphelenchus okinawaensis is the source of this 7053-nucleotide messenger RNA. The record is from the annotation of a GenBank genome assembly. Lineage: Eukaryota; Metazoa; Nematoda; Chromadorea; Rhabditida; Aphelenchoididae.